AUGACGCGUUUAAAAUUUCAGUGCAUUCUAGUUUUCUUCACUUUUUGUGUGCAAGAGGGAUUAUCAGAGGAUUAUGCAGCGCGGAUUGGAGAAAAUAUACUUUUACAGAGAGUAAAGCGUCAAAGCAAACCAACUAAACCAGUGCUGAAGGUGACAGACUACCAUGUGAAGUGUUCGGUGGUGUCCCGCUAUGCUGUUACCACAGUCCAAAGUGCAGUAUGGAACCAGCUCGCCAUCACUAAAGAGGCUGCCUUUGAGGUGGACCUGCCCUCCUCUGCUUUCAUCUCCAACUUCACCAUCACCUCCAAUGGCAAGGUGUAUGUGGCCCAGGUGAAGGAAAGAGCCGCUGCCAGGAAAAUUUACGACGCUGCUAAGAAGCAAGGAAAAACUGCCGGACUUGUCGCCACCAAAGAGAGGGAGAUUGAGAAGUUUCGUGUGGCAGUAAGUGUACCGUCUGGAGCUCGGAUGUUCUUCUCACUGUCCUAUGAGGAGCUGUUACCUCGGCGACUGGGCCGCUAUGAGCUCAGUUUGGGUCUGAGGCCGGGACAGCCUGUCCAAAAUCUCACAUUAGAUGUCAGUAUAACAGAGCGAACGGGCAUCAGUUUCAUCAAGGUCCUUCCACUCAAGACAAGCCGACUGCUCUCCAACACUGCUCAAGGUGCUGCAGAUGCACCCACGUCCACUCAUGUUGAGCAGAGUGCUGGCUGUGCUCGAGUUCACUACAGUCCCACUCUGCAGCAGCAGAACAGCAUCUCUUCCAAGGGUCUUGAUGCAGACUUCCUCAUUCAUUAUGAUGUGAACCUCAGAGACCUCAUGGGUGAUGUCCAGGUGCAUGAUGGCUACUUUGUGCAUUAUUUUGCACCCAGAGGACUUCCUGUGGUUCCUAAGGAUGUUAUAUUUGUCAUUGAUGUCAGUGGCUCCAUGAUAGGCACCAAAAUAAAACAGACCAAACAGGCCAUGAGCACCAUCCUCGGGGACCUCAGAGAGGGAGACCACUUUAAUAUCAUCACGUUCUCAGACAAGGUUCACACUUGGAAGAAAGGACGAACAGUGCGUGCCACUCGGCAGAACGUACGAGAUGCCAAAGACUUUGUGAAGAGGAUUAUUGCAGAAGGAUGGACCAAUAUCAAUGCAGCUCUGCUUUCAGCUGCUCAGCUUGUCAAUCCACCAUCCUCUAGAUCUUCUGGCCAAUUCUCGUCCCGUCGUGUCCCUCUGGUCAUUUUCCUCACUGAUGGGGAGGCAACAAUUGGCGUAACAGCUGGUGACACCAUCCUUAGUAAUGCCAAGAAGGCGCUAGGCACGGCCUCUCUGUUCGGCCUUGCUUUUGGAGAUGAUGCAGACUUCCUCCUCCUGAAGCGUCUGGCUCUGGAUAAUCGAGGUGUAGCUCGGAUGGUGUACGAGGAUGCAGAUGCAGCCUUGCAGCUGAAGGGCUUCUAUGAUGAAGUGGCCAGCCCUUUGCUAUCAGACAUCCAGCUGUCCUACCUGGAUGAUCAGGCGUUUGACAUCACCCGCUCCCUGUUCCCAAACUACUUCCAAGGCUCUGAGUUGGUGGUGGCUGGGAGGGUUAAACCAGGGGUCAAGGAUUUAAAGGUGUUAAUGUCUGCUAUUGAUUCAAAGCAGCAUGUCAAGUUGGAGAAUGAUGUGUUGAUUUCCCAAGCAAAGGGGAAUGGGACUGCAUAUUCGCUUGACUGUUCAGGAGGUUUAGAAGGAAUCUCCAGCUUUGUGCAUCGUCUCUGGGCGUAUUUCACUAUCAAAGAAUUGCUGCUGGCCAAACUGAACGCAACUGACCCUGCUACUCAGAGGUUACUGGCAGAGAAGGCCACCAACCUCUCCCUCAAGUAUAACUUUGUUACACCGGUCACAUCUUUAGUUGUAGUGAAGCCAGACGCUGAUGAAGCAGCUCAAACUCCAACCACCACAAAACCUACCAUUGCAGCCACUAUAACCACGACAGCAACGACUACUGCUAUGUCCAAAAUAUCAGCAGCUGGUGCUGCAAAGAAGCCAAACUCACCCUCUAACACCAGGCCAAAAAAAGCAAAACCAGACCCUCCUCAGCCACCUACACCACAACCUAAAAAAAUGUCAUUACCACUUUCACCAUCCAAGAAAACCACAACAACGUCAAGUCCCAGCACCACUAAAACUGCCCCAGCGCCAUUCUCUGGCAAAAAGCCCUCGCCUUCCCGAAAUGAUUCUAAAACUGCCUCCCCUCCUCCUUCUGGAAAGAUAUCCACCUCUUUGCUUAACGCUCUAAAAACAGCGCCACCCCCUGCACCUGGAAAAAUCUCCACCUCCCAGCCCAUGAAAACAAUCCCACCCUCAACAACAACAACAACAACUACUACUACUGCUGCUACUACCACCACAAUGCUAACAUUCACCACCAGCACCACACCUCCUCUCAGGACUGACCCUGUAUUCCAGCCUGGGAGACCCCUUACCCCACAGCCCAGUACAGUGAGGACAGCUCUGCCUCCUGUCAAAGUGGCUGCAUCCUCCACAGAGGCAGAACACACACAUACCACAUCCGCUUCAGGUCUUACUCACCCUGAUAUCACCACUGCUCUGCCACAACUAUUGUCUCCACUCACCCCUCCCACUCCAGCCCCGGCUCCGGCUUUGGAAGGCAACGACACAGACUCAGAUGUGGAUGUAGAUCUGAGCAUUGCUACCCUGGUGUCAGCUACUUUCGCUCCCAUGCCGGGUGUGACAGAUGGGCCGAGACUGUGGGAGGCAGCAGGGCUUCUGGAUGUCUCCACCUCCAUUCAGAUUCAGAGAAAAGAUUUUGACCUUGUGAAAGACUACGAUGCAACCUACGACUAUGACUAUGAUCUCAGCUACGAUGCUUGGGACGAUAGUGCAGACACAGAAUCAUUUGAGCCUCCGUCCAGCCUGAGCACCGUCAGGGUCUUCUCCUCAUCAGUUGAUGGAGAUCCUCAUUUUGUGGUUCAGUUGCCAAAGCUGCAUCAGAACCUCUGCUUCACAGUAGACGGCAGAGCUAAUGACGUUCUCAGACUGUUAGAGGACCCAAAGAGAGGGAUCAUUGUGGAUGGCCAUCUAAUGGGGGCUCCAUCCAAACACGGUGCAGAAGAGCGCCCCCGCACCUACUUUGACAGGCUCACCAUCUCCUCAGCCACAGCUGGCUCUGGUGACAUUAUGAUCACACUCUCAUUGGACAGUGUGGUAGUGGAAGGGGAAGGGCAGGAUAUCCUCCCCAUCAAUCAGCAGGGAUCGGUGACGAGGCAGGGUGUGACGGUUGCCGUGGACAACCAUCGGAGCUGCUGGAUCGAGCUGACUAAGGAUAUACGCUUCCUGGUUCUGUUCCAUCACUACAAACACCCCAGCUACCUACAAAUGCCACACCUGGGUUUUUACAUCACACACGGACGAGGACUGUCUGCCUCAACUCAAGGUCUACUCGGCCAGUUCCAGCAUGCUGACAUGAGCAUAAAAGUGGUUAAGGAUCAUCAGGAUGGAGGUGCUCACCGGGCUAACAAGGAGGGAAUUUUGAGCAAAUCUGGGAUCCUGAGGUGGGGAUCAGAGCACGUGCCCGUCACUUUGCAAGACAAGUCGCUAAAAGACACGGUGCGAAAACGCCACCUAGGCAAGUGUUGGGUGGUGCCCAAAGCAGAAAUAGAGAGACUACUGGGUCAUCCGUAUGAGAGCUACGUGGUGGAUCAUGUGUAA
Messenger RNA from Scomber japonicus (chub mackerel), 3690 nucleotides. It is a transcript of the gene itih6, whose product is annotated as inter-alpha-trypsin inhibitor heavy chain family member 6. Gene Ontology annotation, molecular function: serine-type endopeptidase inhibitor activity. Gene Ontology annotation, biological process: hyaluronan metabolic process. Lineage: Eukaryota; Metazoa; Chordata; Actinopteri; Scombriformes; Scombridae. The transcript has 17 exons. Bases 1 to 3690 code for a protein of 1229 amino acids. The record is from RefSeq and is a predicted model, not a curated record.